Molecule: messenger RNA, 1257 nt
Organism: Lytechinus variegatus (green sea urchin)
Lineage: Eukaryota; Metazoa; Echinodermata; Echinoidea; Temnopleuroida; Toxopneustidae
Product: THAP domain-containing protein 5-like
Exons: 5
Coding region: 369-932 (187 amino acids)
Source: RefSeq, a predicted model, not a curated record
CUCACAAAAAAAAGAUCUGCCCAAUUAUUCAUAUCUAGCCCCUUCAAAACUUUGGCUCACUUCGCCACUGAUUUGUUUCAUCACACUUCUAUGCAAAUACUUACGCCUAUAGAAUAGAAUACAUUAUAUCCUACAUAGAGUAAAUCAUGUAUAGUACUAUUGGUUCAAGUAGCAUCAUGUGACCGAAUAUCAACUCUGACGUCAUACCUCGAUAUAUUUUUGGAUACUAGUAUAUCGAGGUCUGACAUCAUUAUUUCACAAAACUGGAUCUAGCUAAACUCUCAGGCACACCGGCCAGCGCGCUCUCUCUCCCGGGCAAGUCCAGCGAUGUGUCGGCACAGGCACUGAUCUGCGUUCUGCUGAGCACGAUGGCUCAGAGAAAAGUAGAUUCCCAUUCAGCCGUUGGACUGAACUGGUACUGUAACACAGUAUGGAUGGUCAAUAUGAAGCAAGCUUCAUCGAAUUCCUCCAAGAGCUCUGUACUCUGUUCUGAUCAUUUUGAAGAUGCUUGCUUUGACAGGACUGGGCAAACGAUUCGUCUAAGACAGGAUGCUGUCCCAACCACAUUUAAUUUGCCGCCUCGUCAUCAGAAGAUGGAGACCAGCAGCAUGGCAGCAGGAGCUAAUGUUGGUCGUGAUGAGGCAUAUACCACCAUCAACAAUGCUGCAAUUGCAGUCACCACCACCAAGUCUGCUUCUGUCACUGCCAUCACCAUUGCCACCGCCAUUACCAAGACCACUCCUGACACAAAGCCCCCAAGUCCUCAACUGACCAGAUAUUGCAGCUGGAGAAGGAUAUACCAGGAACUUCAAAGCCAGGGCUUGCCAGUCUCCUACAAUAAGAAAAAUGCCAUGGGCCCAUCUAAUGAACUAGUAGUAGAAUAUUUGGCCACAGUUGUAGAAAUGCAGAGACUAACAUACUGCCACAGGUGAGGUUUUGUCCACAGUUCCAGAAGGACACAAAAUAGUAUCAGAAAGUCAUGCCAGAAUCAACAACUGAAGGGUUUGAAGAGCCAGAUAAAGAGCCUAGAAAUGUGAUUUAAACGUACUUCAAUCACAUGCACAGUAGGAGCAAAAACAGCAGCAAACACACAGGAGAUGUAACACUACAUUGACCAACAGCAACAACUACAGCAGCAUCAACAAUUUCUGCAGGAGAUGCAAAAACCACACUGGCAACCUCAACAACAUCAAGGUGUCCAACAAACACUCCGGGAACGUUAACAGCAACCACAGCUUCAGCUGGAGUUUCAACAAA